Molecule: messenger RNA, 975 nt
Organism: Trichomonas vaginalis G3
Lineage: Eukaryota; Parabasalia; Trichomonadida; Trichomonadidae
Product: phosphoprotein phosphatase protein
Exons: 1
Coding region: 1-975 (324 amino acids)
Molecular function (GO): phosphoprotein phosphatase activity
Source: RefSeq, a predicted model, not a curated record
AUGGAUUUAUCAAAAUAUGUAACUCAAGUCCAAAAAGGAGAAGAUGAGCAAGUUAACCAAGAGGAUGUGCAAGAUACUCACAUUCGUGGUAAACAUACUCUCGAUCCAAAAGUUGUUCAAAAACUCGAAAUGGAAAUUUUAAAGUCGAUGGCAAGUGGCAAAAACCUCGAUACUCCUUUUGGAGGCGCUUUACCAGAUGCAUCUAUUACUACUGCGACUACUUCAAUCGUUGCAACUUCAAUUUUCAACAGUUCAACUGCCUUUACAAUGGAAUCGCUUACAGAACAAACACUUUCUUCUUUAGCUCCUCCAGAUACUAUUAUGGAACAAGAUGGAACUCAAGAGCAACAGCAAGAAGCUGCGUCGAGAUCCUGUUGUGGUGCACCAGUUGCAAGGCCUGAUCAGAAUAAGCAAGCUGUCGCGCCGGAUGGCUCACUACUACCAGCACAAUCAUCCGAGGAUCGCGGAAAAAUAUGUUUAGUUCUCGAUUUGGAUGAAACUUUAGUACAUAGUUCAUUCUUAGCUAUUCCUCAUGCAGAUUAUAGAUUUAACAUCGGUGUAGAACAGAAUCCGGUUGGUGUUUUCGUAUGUGUACGUCCAGGAGCCGAAAAAUUCUUGAGAGAAUUAGGAUCUCUUUACGAAAUUAUAAUUUUUACUGCUUCUUGCCAGGUUUAUGCAGAUCCUGUUAUCGAUUUCAUCGAUAAGGGCAGAGUUGUUAAAUAUAGACUUUAUCGUGAAGCUUGUACAGACUUCAAUGGCAGCUUUGUUAAAGAUUUGAGCCGCUUGAACAGACCAUUAGAGAAAAUUAUUAUUAUCGAUAACUCUAGCGUUGCUUAUUUGCUACAGCCAUAUAAUGCAAUUCCAAUUGGGUCAUGGUUUGAUGAUCCGACAGAUAAUGAGCUUUUUAUUAUACUAGAAAAACUCAAGCACCAUCAUCGUGCAAAGAAUAUUAACUCUAUUCUUUAUCCUGAAUAA